GUAUGUGGGCUCACCGAAUGGCUGUAGGGGAUUAUCAAGAUCUGAUUGACCGGGGUUGGCGACGUAGUGGUAAAUACUGCUAUAAACCAACUAUGGACAGGACUUGUUGCCCUAUGUACACCAUAAAAUGUGACACAUUGGAAUUCAAGCUAAGCAAGUCUCAGAAAAAGAUUCUCAAACGUAUUCACCGAUAUUUAAGUCAUGGGGCUGCAAAAGAGGAGAAAGUUUUUGGAAAUGACAGCUCGGAAAGUAUGCAAGGAAAUCCAGAAUAUGUAAUUCCGAAGUUUGAAGCCAGUCAAGAACUUUCCUCGGUGUCUCUAUGUACAAAUGUUGUGAACAUGAGAAAGAAUCUGGAAUCAUCUGCAACAGAAGAAAAAGAAAGCAGCCUUAACAGUAAUAAAGAAUAUUUAACUCCAGGGACAGAGAAGGAUACUAAUUUAUGUAAGGCAAGUGUAGAAAGUGCCAGUCAAGACUUCAUUGGGGAAAGCCCUAUCUUGAAGCCUAAGAAACUAGCAACAACAGGACCUGAUCCCAGCAGACCGCCCUGUCGAAAAGCCAAAGAUAUACGUAGAGAACGAAAGGAGGCCAAACUUGCUAAACUUGCUCAAGAAGCAUUGACCAGAGGUGAGUCUCCAAUGGAAACUAAACAGUGCAAGAUGCCUAACACUCAAAAAGUCCUGGAAGAUUUUAUUAGUGAGCCUCUGCCUGAAAACCCUGCACAUACUCUUGAGGUUAAAUUAGUUCGCUCACAACCAAGCAGUGCCGAAUUUCAGCACACGUUCAAGAUGGCUCAUCAAGUUUAUGAAAUGUACCAGAUUAAGAUCCAUGGAGACACUCCAAGCAAGUGCUCUGAACCACAGUUUAAGAGGUUCCUCUGUAAUUCUCCGCUUGAGUUGAAACUAGUGAGAGUAAGCCCUCCAGAAGCAGCAUUCAGAAACACCUUUAAUGCCUCGCAUGCUGUCUUCCGCAACUACCAGCUGCAGAUUCACCAGGAUUCUGAGGACGAGUGUGACAAGAAGUCUUUCCAAGGCUUCCUGGUUGAUGGGCCCCUCUCGCCAUGGCAGCCCCACAUUGGUCCUCCGCAAGGUUACGGAGCAUUCCAUCACCAAUAUUGGCUGGAUGGUCGCUUGAUAGCAGUUGGAGUAUUGGACAUUCUGCCCCACUGCCUCUCCUCAGUCUACUUCUAUUAUGAUCCUGAGUUCUCGUUUUUAUCAUUAGGCACUUAUGCGUCAUUAAGAGAAAUUGCAUUGACUCGAGAACUUCAGCGUAGAGUCCCAUCCUUGAAGUGGUAUUACAUGGGUUUCUACAUUCAUUCUUGUCCCAAAAUGCGCUAUAAAGGCAGAUACAACCCUUCAUUUCUACUGUGCCCAGAGACUUACUCUUGGAUUCCCAUUGAAAAUGCAUUACCCCAACUAGAUGCAGCAAAGUACUCUAGAUUAAAUGAAGAUGCAGCUGCUGUUGAUGAAAAUGGUCAGGUGGACAUCAGUAAAAUACGAGUACUAUAUAGACAGGACCUCAUGAGGUAUGGAAGGUAUCAUGCACUCAACCCAGGUGCUGAUGAUGAAGAGGAGGUCAGGGAAUAUGCAACCCUAGUAGGAGCAAAGUGUGCUUAUUCUCUUUUCUUGUAUCGAAGCUGAUUUUCUUUCUUAAAACAUCAGCAGUAGCAGUUCUCAGGAUAUUUUUGUCAUAAUGUUGUUAGACACUUCAUAAUUUCUAGUGCACAUUUUCUUAGUCUUUAUCCAUGACAUAUCUUCAUGAGUGAGUGAUGUAAUAGAGCUAGUGUGAUGUUGGUCACAUAUUUUGUGUAUGUUUGUUUGUUUAACACUAUUAUGAUUGUCAAAAAGAAAGAAGAGGAAUUAUGGAGGCCCCAGUCUACUGACAUCACAGGAGUGAGACAACAUGGUAUCAUAGUCCUAUCUGGAAUUCUUAUUGAGGCUGAGAAUUGUGAUAGGUCUUUGGGUUGUCCCAAAUCAUGUCUUAACUAUCUCCACUGCCAUCUUGGAUACUUUUUUUUUUUUUUUUAAAUAAUACACCAAGAUGCAAUGGCUUAGUUCUAACCACCCAGUUAGUGAGGAUUGUUCCAUUAACUUUUAUUACAAGAUACUUUAACUAUUUUUUCCAAAGUGCAAUUUAGAUUGGUUAAUACAGCGAAUGUAUUUUUUUUUUUUUUUUUUAAGGAUUUUUGUUUCUUUUAUGUUAGUUAACCCAUUCAUUGUUAUGACACUUGAAAUACAAAAACUUGUUAGCAGUGAAUGAAAGUUUAUGCAACAGAGCCAUAAAAUUAUAUAUUUUUUUAGUCACUAUAUAUCAUUUACAUAGUGUAGUAUAGAGAGACUCAGCAUUGUCAAUGAAAGCAUUUGUUUAAUAAUAACUUGUGAUAAAUGCUUUCAGUCCUGUUUAAGAAUCUUAAAUACUGCUUGUUUGGAAUCGAGAGUAGAAACCUCUGCUGUACAAUUCAAGCUCUUGGAUUUUCCGAUAUUUUAGGAGUACAGUAAGGCCCCGCUUUACGGCGUUUCGCCUUACGGCAUUCCACUAAUACGGCGAUGUCAAAUUAUGACCAAUAUUUGCUAUACGGCAACUGGUCUUUCAAAUAAGGCACCCCCCCACCCGGUUUGUUUACAUUUUCCGUGACCACAUCUAUUAUGUCAGGAAACUUUCCAAAAUUUCAAGUGUUUUAAAGUUACUGCAUAUUUUAUAUGUACUCUGAUAAUUAUACUUAUGUGUACCUUUACCUAAAUAUACUUAUACACUGUGCUGGUGUGCAGGUACACAUUAAAAUCGCUAAGUCUCUCUCUACUCAUGACGCCAAUACUACGUAAUAAUAAUCACUCUUGGGCACACUCAAUGUCUUAUUUUACAUCAAUAUAGGCAUUUUCAUUAAUCCAUCUAUGAUAUUUUCCUCAAAAUUAUUUAUGAAACCCAUUACAUAGCAUAUAAACAUGAUACAUACACUCACAGAAUAAAAAUUGAUAUAAAUAUGAGAUUUGUUUACAAAGCAGCUGUGUAGAUAGUGUCGGAAGAAUUAAGUUUUCUCUAGUCAAACUGGGGGAUAACUGUAGAGAAAUAUUCUUUUCAUAUGCCUUUAUAUAUAGCAAUUCAUGACCCUUGUGGGUUUAAUGCUUUUUAUAAUAAAUAAUAAUAAUAAUAAUAUUAUUAUUAUUAAUAAUAAUAAUAUUAUUAUUAUUAUUAUCUUCAUUCACUCUAAAAAUGGUGUGUUGCUGUUUGUUUAUUCUGAACUAACUUGUACAACUUGUACACAUUGUGAGGUAAUUAUUAUUAUAAUAAAAAAAUAUUGAGGUAAAUGUUUUACAAACUCUUACAAAUGGACAUAAAUGAACUAAAAGUAGACACACAUUAAUACGCAUUUAUUUCGCCUGACCAAGUGAUCGUCCACUACCUGUUCAGUUUGUGUUCUUACAUUGUCUCAAUUCUGUAUCUCGUUCUCUCUCUCGUUUACUCUUUCGUUAACUAGUUGGCUCUCAUUGACGAUGGCGUCUAAGGUUAGCUGUAAUAAAAAGAGAAGUCGUAAACCUCUUCCUUUAAGUGCCAAGUUAGAGGAUGAUGGUGUGCCAUUCUGAUUUUAUUCAAUAAACACCCUGCCACUCACCUCUCACACAUUAAUAUUAAUAUUUUAAGGUAAGUAAUAAGUGUACAGUGGACCCCCGCAUACCGUUGGCAUCACAUAACGUUAAAUCCGCAUACCGCUACAUUUUAUUGCCAAGAUUUUGCCUCGCAUACCGCUAAAAAACCCGCUCAACGCUAUUCGUCCGAGACGCGUCUAAUGUGCGCCCUUAGCCAGCCUCACAUGUUCCGCUGGUGGCAUUGUUUACCAGCCAGCCUCCGCGGUAACAUCCAAGCAUACAAUCGGAACAUUUCGUAUUAUUGCAGUGUUUCUGGUGAUUUUAUCUGCAAAAUAAGUGACCAUGGGCCCCAAGAAAGCUUCUAGUGCCAACCCUACAGGAAUAAGGGUGAGAAUUACUAUAGAGAUGAAGAAAGAGAUCAUUGAUAAGUAUGAAAGUGGAGUGCGUGUCUCCGAGCUGGCCAGGUUGUAUAGUAAACCCCCAAUCAACCAUCGCUACUAUUGUGGGCAACAAAAAGGCAAUCAAGGAAGCUGUUCUUGCCAAAGGUUUAACUGUGUUUUCGAAACAGAGAUCGCAAGUGAUGGAAGAUGUUGAGAGACUGUUAUUGGUGUGGAUAAAUGAGAAACAGAUAGCAGGAGAUAGCAUCUCUCAAGUGAUCAUAAGUGAAAAGGCUAGGAAGUUGCAUGAGGAUUUAAUUAAAAAAAUGCCUGCAACUAGUGAUGAUGUGAGUGAAUUUAAGGCCAGCAAAGGUUGGUUUGAGAGAUUU
Messenger RNA from Cherax quadricarinatus, 4347 nucleotides. The record is from RefSeq and is a predicted model, not a curated record. NCBI's taxonomy places the organism in Eukaryota, Metazoa, Arthropoda, Malacostraca, Decapoda, Parastacidae.